AUGGUCAAGCGCAGGAGGAAGAAGCGCGUCGAGGCGUGUUCGCAGCCUCGCCGGACCUCCUGCGCCAGGGAAGGGGCGGCCGAGGCAGACGAGGAGGCUUGCGUGGACGGGGCCCCUGGGAGCCUGGCCGGCCUCGCGCAGCCCCUGUUCUCGGUCCUGGAGCGGCUCUGCGAGAAGGCGCGCGCCCUGCACACGCCCGGGACCCGCCGGGGCGCCCUGCUGGGGCUCGCUUCCCUUGUGGGAAUUUUGCAUUGGGUACAUCUAACAACACUUUUUGAGAAUGAUCGUCGUUUUUCUCACCUCUCAACUUUGGAGCGAGAGAUGUCAUUUCGCAAUGAAAUGGGACUGUAUUAUUCUUAUUUCAAGACUAUUAUUGAAGCACCAUCAUUUUUGGAAGGCCUGUGGAUGAUUAUGAACGACAGGCUCACCGAAUAUCCCCUUGUGAUUAAUACGGUGAAACGAUUCCAUCUUUAUCCAGAGGUGGUCCUGGCUUACUGGUAUCGCACAUUCACAGGAAUAAUGAAUUUAUUUGGGGUAGAAACUAAGGCCUGCUGGAACGUCACCAGAGUGGGAUUUCCUAGUCAAGUCGAGAGCUGUGAAGGAUUGGGAGACCCUGCUUACUUUUAUGUGGGUGUGAUUUUUAUCUUAAAUGGACUGAUGAUGGGAUUGCUCUUUGUCUACGCUGCAUAUCUGAGUGAGACUCAAUUAGGAGGACUAAUUACAGUACUGUGCUACUUUUUCAACCAUGGAGAGGCUACGCGUGUGAUGUGGACGCCACCUCUCCGUGAAAGCUUUGCAUAUCCAUUCCUGGUGCUUCAGAUGUAUAUUUUAACCAUGAUUCUCAGGACCUCCACCAGUUACAGAAGACCCUAUGUCGCCCUCUGUCUCGCCAAUGUUGCCUUCAUGCUUCCCUGGCAGUUUGCUCAGUUCAUACUUUUCACACAGGUUGCCUCAUUAUUCCCCAUGUACGUUGUGGGCUACAUUGAGCCAAGCAAGUUUCAGAAGAUCAUUUAUAUAAACAUGGUUUCAGUUCUCCUCUGUUGUAUUUUGAUGUUUGGAAAUCCAAUGUACUUAUCUUCUUAUUAUUCUUCAUCUUUGUUAAUGACAUGGGUGAUAAUUCUAAAGAGAUAUAAAAUUCAUAAACUUGGAAUAUCUGAACUCAACUUUUGGAUUCGCCUGAGUGACAUUAUAGCAGCUAGAAUCUUACGGUAUGCAGAUUUUGAUACCUUAAUGUACACCUGUGCUCCUGAGUCUUACUUCAUGGAACGAGUGACUCCGUUGAGAUACACAAAGACGUUAUUGCUUCCAGUUGUUAUGGUGAUUACUUUUUUUAUCUUUAAAAAGACUCUUCGUGAUGUUUUUUGUGCCUUAUCUACAAACACUUUCCUAAGAAAACAGCUCCUUGAACAUGGUGAGCUGGUUUUUCACACAUUGCAGUUGUUGGCGUUUGCAGCCCUUGCCAUCUUGAUUCUGAGGCUGAAGCUGUUUCUGACACCGCACAUGUGUGUUAUGGCUUCCCUGAUCUGCUCCCGAAGGCUCUUCGGCUGGCUUUUUCACAGAAUUCGUUUUGAGAAUGUUAUCUUUGGCAUUGUAACAAUGAUGUCAAUACAAGGUUGUGUAAAUCUCCAAAAUCAAUGGAGGAUAAGAGGAGAAUUUAUUAAUUUGCCUCAGGAAGAACUUCUACAAUGGAUCAAAUACAAUACCAGACCAGAUGCUGUUUUCGCAGGUGCCAUGCCAAUAAUGGCGAGCAUCAAACUGUCCACACUGCACCCCAUUGUGAACCACCCACACUAUGAGGAUGCAGACCUGAGGGCCCGAACAAAAAUAGUUUAUUCUGUGUAUAGUCGAAAAUCUGCAAAAGAAGUGAGAGAUAAAUUGUUGGCAUUACAUGUGAACUAUUAUAUUUUAGAAGAAGCCUGGUGUUUUGUGAGAACCAAGCCGGGUUGCAGUAUGCAGGAAAUCUGGGACUUGGAAGAUCCUUCCAACUCAGCCAGCCCCUCCCUCUGCAGCAGCCUGCUGCGGGAUGAAAGGCCAUACUUCACCACUGUGUUUCAGAAUGCCGUGUACAGAGUGUUGAAGGUUAAUCGAGAAGCAACCUAUGUCAGGUUCUUCUGAUGCAAAGGAGGUGGUGCAAAGAAAACAUCAAGGACACAUACUUAGCAUUCACUAAAAUCCCAUGUUUUAAUAGGACAUACUUAAAUUAAUAAAACACUAAGUAUGAUUUAAAGUUUUUCUGAUUACAACAGAUUCACAGUUCUCCAUUGAAUGUCAGUCUUAGUAAGCUAGUCACUUGAGUUGCUUUACUAGUGCUCAGGAAAGAUCUUUUAUAAUUUUUAAUAACUUUUUAAAAAUCAUUUUGUAUUCAAGUAUCUUUUAGAGCAGCUUGUUUUAUAAUGUGUUCAGUCUCUAGAAAUGUAUUUACCCAACCAGUUAAGUAUUUUUUCCUGGUUAGUUCACAGCCUAAGUUCAACAGGUAUUAAGCUUUAGUAUCCAGUGUAUUUUUCUCUUAAUAUACAGAUACAAUGAAAAUUGUUAUACUAUACAACCAGAUUUGGUGGUUUAAUAUAAUCAGAAAGAAACUUCCAGUUAGACUUAUCAAAUGAGAUUAUCAGAUGCUAAAUUUUGAAUGAAGUAAAGGCCUUUUCCUCUUAGUGGCCCGUGGGCCUUAGCACACUUGUGGACACAGCCUUUGUGUCCAGCCACCAUCUUUUGUAAUACACAUCUAUAACUCUUUAUUCAUGUUUCUUUUUAGAUGAGGUCAUGAUUUAUAAACACUUUUGCCUAGUAAAACAUACCUAACAAUAAUGCUUUAAAACAUGGUAAGUAGUUGUCAUGAAGAGGUAGUAGCCAAAUACAAAGAGUAGCACUUACUUUUUUCUCUGCCUGGUAAAUACUACCUAUGCUGAAUCUGUAAUGUAUUAAUGUGCAUCUAAUCUGGGUUAAUCAUUUUCAGGUUUUUAUAUUUCCCUUAUAUUCUUGACUCUCUGUAUUUGAGAUAAGAAAAUGCUUUAAUUCCGUAGAUCCCUCAUAGUAACAGGAAAUCAUAUA
This is a messenger RNA of Octodon degus (degu), 3048 nucleotides long. RefSeq names its product probable C-mannosyltransferase DPY19L2. Bases 1 to 2115 code for a protein of 704 amino acids. NCBI's taxonomy places the organism in Eukaryota, Metazoa, Chordata, Mammalia, Rodentia, Octodontidae. The transcript has 21 exons. Gene Ontology annotation, biological process: spermatid development. Gene Ontology annotation, molecular function: mannosyltransferase activity. Gene Ontology annotation, cellular component: nuclear inner membrane. The record is from RefSeq and is a predicted model, not a curated record.